CAGCUUUAUGUCUCUUACGUCAUCAAGGCAAGGGUGUGUUUCUGGCAAAGCGCGGACUGUCAUCAAGCUACGCAGUCGGCUUUUUAAUGCCCACCCAGACAAAUGUUGGCCCUUCACUAACAUUAAAACAUGGAUUUCGACUUUUUACUCAACGACACAGCUAUCCAGUUUUCCGAUUUCCGGGAGUUCACGUUUCUUCCCGGACAUCAAAGAUUGUCUGAACGAGUGAGAAAGCGACUAUAUUAUGGAUUGGAUCACGAUGUGUCACUUGAAGUUCUGUCCUCCCCUGUGACAGAUAUCGCUGUUGAAAUCUUCCAGAAAUCUGCACCAAGUCCAAUCCGGAAACUCCACAAGAAAUAUGCCGUUCAUGUCGCCAGGGAGGCUUGUAUUUCACCAUGUGCCAUGAUGCUGGCGUUGGUUUACAUUGAAAGGCUUCGAAACAGAAACCCUGAAUACCUGCAAAAGAUCUCAUCCUCUGACCUCUUCUUGAUCUCCAUGAUGGUUGCCAGCAAGUACUUGUACGACGAAGGAGAGGAAGAGGAGGUCUUCAAUGAUGAGUGGGGAGCAGCUGGGAAGCUCGAUGUUGAGACGGUCAACAAGCUGGAAAUGAAUUUCCUCUGCGCUAUUGAAUGGAGUCUCUUCACUGGGUCUGAUGACUUCUUGGAGGCACUGAGCCAACUAGAGAGCAGCGUGGCGAAGCGUGAGGGGACAACGCGAGGCUGGUUUAGCUACACAGACCUCUGCGUGCUGCUCGAGCAACCAGCGUGGAGACAGGCGUUUGCGGCAAUCUACCAGCACUUUAUCAAGGUUUCCUGUAUGCUCGGGUUUCUCUAUCUGACCAGCGUGGCCGGCUUCAUUGCCACAAGCAGCGUGCUCCACCAGCUCAGUCUCUCUCCAAGCAUCCAGAGCCCGUUGGCUCCCCCGGACGAGGUCACCCCGGCACUCCUUCACAUCUCCGACCCCGACGUCCCCGCUCCACCGCAGCGGAUCCGCUGUUGCUCACUGUCCAACGAGAGUAUGAACUGCCACGCUGAUGUCGUCGGACCGGAUCGACUGCACAGAACGGCGUCCCCUUCCGUCAACUCAAAGACAUCGAUAUUGUGUCUCUGGGGCGCACUGCUCACCUCUUUGGGAUCUGUACGACCAGAAACUGCCUUGGAGUCAUUCGAAAACUGGUCUACCCCCUUCUGUCGCAGCACGCUCACAAACAACUCCGCCGUAUUCACCAGUCACGCAUCGUGGCUUGCCUCCAUCUAAUCGUGGAAAGCCAAAUCUCUCACCUCGUCAUCCAAAGAUUUUACCCUUAGACAAGACGCAAGCUCUCCUCAUGACUCGCUAGCACGUUAGAGUCUCUGCUGCUAAUCGUCACGUAGUCUGGAAAAGAAACCGGCACUGCUUUUUUUUAAUCACCACCUCACGUUUGUAUGUUCCAGAUCUACAAAAACCAGGCGAUUGAAGUCUUGUACUCAAGACUCAAAACUUACACAACACCAGAAUUAGCAGAUGUUACUGAUACACCACAAAUACUUUCAGGAGUCCUAGACUGCGACUAGACCAAGACCUUCGAAAUGUAGUCUCACGACCGGUCUUGAGAGUUACAACACAAGGUGAGAGUACACAAGCGCAUCUCAGAUGUUCGUUAUAGUCACUUUUGGUUUUUGACCGCAGAGAACUUAAGAGCGUUUUCAGUUGUACUGGUUCGCAGGUUUGAAGUGAUGGGUCAAUGUGUUCUGAAUGCUGUAGUAUCAGCUGGAAAGGGUGGAAGUAUGUUAAGUUGAAAUGAUGGUGCUUGAUGCGAAGAAAUGUUACUGCUUCACGAAAGACAUACUAGAUACGGCACUAAAAUGUCAGGAUCGGUGAGUACUAAGAAAUAAUGUGCCGAUGCUGCGCGAUAUGUGCUCUUCAACUUGUAGUUCUUCUAGUUUCCAAGUGCCGUCGCCCUACCUAAGAUGGCCGCCAGCUAGACAUGCUGCCGUAAAAAAAGGUAGCGCUUGUCGCCCUUGCGUUUAUCACUAGUAGUCCAAUCCAAUUGAAGUGGGAGGGUGAAUGUUCAUUUGCUGCCACCCUCCCAUUUCAAAUGGAUUGGACGUCUAGCACCGUCAAUGACAGCCAACAAGUUUAGGAGUAUGAGUAAGCUAUGAUAGCAUUUACUUUGAAUAUGCAGUAAUUUAGUAUUUAAAAAUAUAUUUAUCCUCUCCUAAAAAAAACUCAUCGGUACAGGCUCGGCGUCGGCCAAUACAACACACCGGAUGUUGGGAUCUGUAUCGGGAGGCAAAAUAUGGUAUCUGCGACGCUACUUCAAAUAGGUCAUGCUAAUACACAAUGAUACUGGUUUUUUUAUGAUAAAAGGUGUCAUAAUUCAAUGCCAUGCUGAAGCUGUGAUUGUCUUACAACAGGGUAAUAAGAUCAAAUUUUUGUAUUUUUUUUUUUUUUUUUUUGGACAAUGAAACCUAUUUAGCGUGCUAGUAACGUGUUUAGCAUGCUAGCACUAGCAAAUGCCUUCUGGAAGUCACCAUUUUGCUUCAUUUGUAAUCGCAACAAUCACUCAAGGUUCACUAGUUUUGCAAUAUCAGGUUUCUUUUGAUCUUAAAAAUAACCAUUUUUCCCCUGAGGGUUUUUUUCUGUUUUAUUUUGGCAUAAUCACAAUCACCAUAAUCACCAUGCUACCAAUGUGUUUAGCAUGCGAGCGCUAGCAAAUGUAUUCUGGAAGUCACCCUUUUGCUUUCAUUUGUUGUAAUAGCAACUUUCAAGGUUAACUAGUUACUGCAAUAUCAGUUUUUUUUUCAAUUAAACUUCCUAUUUAGUCAUUUUUGUUUUUGCUGAGGGCUUUUUUUCCCUGUUUUGGCACAUAAACAUAACCUAUUUAGCGUGCUAGCAACGUGGUUAGCUAUUUGCUAUUGCUAGCAAAUGUGUUCUGGAAGUCACCCUUUUGCUUUCAUUUGGUGUAAUAGCAGCUUUUACUCAAGGUUCACUAGUUAUUGCAAAAUCAGUUUUUUUUUUCCUAAAGGGUUUUGUUUUUUGUGGUUUGGUACAUAAACACAAUCUAUUUAGCAUGAUAGCAACGUGUGUAGCAUGCUAACGCUAGCAAAUGUGUUCUGGAAGUCACCCUUUUGCUGAUAAUUGUUGUAAUAGCAACUUUCAAGGUUCACACAUUACUGCAAUAUGUUUUUUUUUUAAUUGAAAUUCCCAUUUAGUCAUUUUUUUUGUUUUUCCUGAGGAAUUUGUUUGGUUUGGCACAUAAAUAUAACCUAUUUAGUAUUCUAACAAAUAUGUUCUGGAAGUCAUUGUUUUGGUUUCAUAACGUUCACUUAAUGUUCACUAGUUAUUGCUUUUUUUUUUUUUUUUUUAAUGAUUAAAAGUCCCAGUUAGUCGUUUUUUGUUUUUCCCUGAGUGUUUUUUCCUUUUUUGGCACAUAAACACAACCUAUUUAGCGUGCUAGCAACAUAUUUAGGAUGCUAGCGCGAGCAUAUAUGUUUUGGAAGUCACCCUUUUGCUUUCAUUUGUUGUAAUAGCAACUUUCAAGGUUUACUAGUUACUGCUAUACAAGUUUUUUUCAUUAAAAUUCCCAUUUAGUCAUUUGUUUUUUUUUUUCCUGAGGUGUUUGGUUUGGUACAUAGCAUAUUUAGCGUGCUAGCAUCGUGUUUAGCAUGCUAGCAAAUGUGUUCUGGAAGUCACCCGUUUGGUUUGAUUUGUUGUAAUCAUAAGUUUCACUCAAGGUUCACUAGUUAUUGCAAUGUUAUUUUAUUUUUUUAUAAUUUAAAGUCCCAUUUAGUCUUUUUUUUUUUUUUUUGUUUUUUGUUUUUUGUUUUUUGUUUUGGCACAUAAACAUAAGCGCUAGCAAAUGUGUUGUGGAAGUCACCCUUUUGCUUUCAUUUGUUGUAACAGCAACUUUCAAGAUUGACUAGUUUGUCAUUAAAAUUCCCAUUCAGUCGUUUCCCCUAAGCGUUUUGUUUUUUAUGGUUUGAUACAUAAACAACCUAUUUAGCAUGCUAGCAAAUGUGUUCUGGAAGUCACCCUUUUGAUUCCAUCUCUGUUGUAAUCGCACCUUUCACUCCAGGCUCACUAAUUACUGCAGUAACAUUCACUUUUCAGUUAUUGUUUCUGAAAAAGCCCCAAAGUGGUCUCGAGGAGUUUAUAAUUGGAUGCUAUUCUGACAAUUUGAUAUCCUUGGAAGCACAAUGUCCUUCAUUUUGUACAAUGUUGUAAAACAAACAAGCCAAAUUUAAUAAAGAAUGACUUUGUUGAAGUUCA
This is a messenger RNA of Corythoichthys intestinalis (scribbled pipefish), 4251 nucleotides long. RefSeq names its product cyclin Pas1/PHO80 domain containing 1 (gene cnppd1). Gene Ontology annotation, molecular function: protein kinase binding; cyclin-dependent protein serine/threonine kinase regulator activity. Gene Ontology annotation, cellular component: cyclin-dependent protein kinase holoenzyme complex; nucleus. The transcript has 8 exons. The record is from RefSeq and is a predicted model, not a curated record. Bases 130 to 1257 code for a protein of 375 amino acids. Gene Ontology annotation, biological process: regulation of cyclin-dependent protein serine/threonine kinase activity. NCBI's taxonomy places the organism in Eukaryota, Metazoa, Chordata, Actinopteri, Syngnathiformes, Syngnathidae.